AUGAUUACGAUUGUAACACUGCAUUUUGAAUAUGUUCAUGUAUUUUCAACUACCACAAGUACUGGUCCAACCUAUUAUUGCAAUUGCAAAAUAUUUUCUGUAUCUCAAACCUGUGUUGAAGCUCCAGAAAGAUUUGAUGUUAGGUGGCUGGGUGUUUCUUGUUUACAUGUGCGAUUGCUUGCCAGUGUUGUUUCACUUCUCCCAUCUUCUGAUCAUAUUCCAGAGCCUGUGAGUGCUGAUUGCUCAGAAACAGUUGUUGAGGAACUUCCUGCUAAAUUAAAUGUUCGCAAAUUCUCGAUCACCCAUGAAGAUUCUGCUGCAAUUGUAUCUCUUUUCAAAGUGUCUGGAACAAAUAGAAAAGUUGUUCAAUGCAAAAAUUCGUUAUGUGUUAUUGACAAAGGAUCAAAAAGGUCAAUCAAAAACAUAACCACUGCUUUUGACUUAUGUCCUCAUUUGGUGUCAUUUCGAGACUUCUAUUUGACCAAUAAUGAAUCUGAUGACGUUGAUGAUAUCAGUGAUGAAGAUAAACCUGACAAUAAAGUUAGACUACACGACUGUUACGUAAGUUACACAUUGUAUUUCCAAAGCGAAGGUCGCUGGUUCAAAUCCAGCUCUUCUGAAAUGAAGAUAGCUCAGUGGUUAGAGCGUCGCUUACCAUUUUGGAAAGAUGUAAUCAAUGAGGCAACUGGUUUGUGGCAAUUUAAUCUUAAAUGUCCCAGCAAGUGUGUCGUAGAUGGCGAUCCUUUUUCUACAAGAUUGCAAGAUAAUCUAAAAUUAAGAGAUAAUUGGAGUGAGGAAAACGAAGACAUCGAUUUUGUACCUGAUAUGAAUGGAACAUGCCCAUGUGAGGCUGGUUGGUUUUCAGAUGAAUUCCCACAAGGAAUUAUUGGAAAGUCAACGGAGUCUAAAUUGUAUUUGGACAGGAAAGUGGUGAAGUGCAACGUUUUCAUGCGUUUGUGCUUGCAGAAUUGUUGUGAACGUAAAUGGGAUGGAUGGAAUGAAUCCAUAUUCAGGCUUUCAUCAGCUACUUGUGCGGGUUAUGAAAUAGGCUGGGAUUUUGUUGAUGCAGUAAAAACAAGUGGUCAAACGUUUAGCGGUUUCGUGACGGUUAUGAAUAACAGUUACAGGAGAAGGAAUCACGGUGCCCAAAAGUUUAUGUCAGUUCCAGUUUUUAUUGAUUGGUUCUUCGCAUGGAUUUCAGCUAUGCAAAUUGAAUUUCGUCAGCAAUGUAGGUUGUGUGGAGGCGAAAGUAAAAUAUUAGCCUGUGACGGUACAAAGUUAGGAGUGGGUUUUAAAAAUACUUUCGUUGAUCCCAUCGAAAAUGCUGAGGGUGGGGAAAUUUUGGAGACAACAUUAAAACGGCUUAAUCGUUGCUUUAUAUUUAAUACCCCCGACCAUGAUUCUCGUGAUUUCAGUCAGGCGAGAAAUUUGUUAAAGGAGCAGUGCCAAAAGAUUAUUGAUUGCGACCUUGGUGUGGUUGAGACAGGCAUUACAGAAUUUAUAACUGAGUAUGCUCGACCUGCAUAUCAAAAAAUGAUUUCUACCAAUUCGGAUAGCAAAGAACGGUAUGCAUUGGCCAAGUUCUUUCUUUUACUUUCAUCCGACGCUUCAGUAGACACUGUGUUGCCAUUUCGUUUUUGUCAAGACGUGUUAGAUUUUGUUCAAAAGAUUACCGAUGAAGAAUUAACAACCGCCGACCUACGAUUAUUUUUGUACGAACUGAGGUUUUAUGCUCCUGAGUUAUCUUCCUUGUUAUUCGCAUCCUCUAUAUCGUCAUCGACUGAACUUCCAAGCAACGAUGUUAUAUUGUUACUUAGAUACCUGGUGGCAUUUAUAAAAAAUGUACAUUAUCAUGAUGAACCACCGGAAGAUCCAGUACCUAUACCGAAAACUUACAACCCUGCUAAAUAUGGACGCGCAUAUUACUUUAAUACACAUGGUUGUCAAGUUCGUAAAAUGCGACAGUUCACUAUUGACACAAAAGAACGUAUCCAUGCCAAUUUUGAUGACCCACCAGACAACGCAUGUGAGAAACGCUUUCCAACAGUUUCGAAAAAAGGAACAACCUACGUAUUUCUUUGGUUUUGUCCUUUACAUGGACAUUGCUACGGCUUCCAUACAAUUCCUGGAAGGGAAGGACGAAAGGACCCUACCGCGUCGCUAUUAACCCAUAUCAACAGCGCUCCUGACGACAUUUUUUACGAUUUUGCAUGCAGUCUUUCGGAAUAUUGCAAAAAUCGAGAAUCUGGAUUUUUUGCAAAAACAAGGUUUUUCCACGACGUAUUUCAUGGUUAUACGCACAAAUGCACCAACGCUUUCAAGUACAACCGUCUUCUUGCUUCAAGUGCGAUAAAUUCUUCCAUUUGUGAGCAAUUUAAUAGUUAUAUUCAAAACAUAAAGUCCUCUUGUAAAUUGAUGUCCCAAACGCAUUUUGCGUUGUAUCUGCAAUUUUUUAUUUACUUGUGGAAUCAACACAAAGAUGAAUCACAUAAUAGAAAAUUGAACAUUGCGCUGUCUGGACGUGCUGAUGAUUGA
This is a messenger RNA of Hydractinia symbiolongicarpus, 2535 nucleotides long. RefSeq lists its product as uncharacterized. The transcript has 6 exons. Bases 1 to 2535 code for a protein of 844 amino acids. Lineage: Eukaryota; Metazoa; Cnidaria; Hydrozoa; Anthoathecata; Hydractiniidae. The record is from RefSeq and is a predicted model, not a curated record.